AUGUCACUCUUUGGUGGAUCUGCCUCUCAAGCACGUAGUCGAAAUUUAGUCGAGUUUAAAGCUGGUAAAAUGAAUCUACGUGGUAACAUGGUCUAUCCAGAUAAACGAAAAGGACUUCUUUAUUUAUAUCAAGGCAAUGAUAUGCUGAUGCAUUUAUGUUGGAAAGAUCGAUCAAAUAAUUCAACUGAAGAUGAUCUUGUUAUAUUUCCAGAUGAAAUUGAAUUUAAAAAAGUAACACAAAGUACAACAGGACGUGUAUAUAUUCUUAAAUGGCGAAUUAAUUCUCGUAAAUUAUUUUUUUGGAUGCAAGAACCAAAAGAAGAUCAAGAUGAAGAAUUUUGUAAAAAGAUAAAUGAUCUGCUUAAUCAUCCACCAACACCUGGUUUUGGUGAUGAUAUUAGUGAUACUCAUCCAUUACAACCAUUUAUGGAACGAAUGGCUGGUGGUGCAGGUAGUGGUAUUGAUCCAAAUGAUUUAUCGAAUGUUCUUCGAAACUUAGAUCCAAAUGAUUUUGCAUCAUUACUUUCGUCAUCAUUUGGACGUAGUGGUCGAAGUACUGGUUUGAUACAAGGCACGCAACAUAGUGGAGGAUCUUCUAGUAGUUCAACGCAGCAUGUAACUGAUUCUCGGCCAAAUACAGCACCAGCUAGUACAACGGUUACAUCUACUACUCGUAAUAGUGGUUCAUCAUCAAAACCACGUAAUGGUGGAACAAGUUCAUCGUCACCUGCUGCAGCACCUAAAAGUACUGCUAGUUCAACAGCAUCUAGUGGAUCAAAAAGUGGUUCUAUUCAAAUGAGUGCUUUGACAAGUGUUCUGGCUAAUUUGAGUAGUAAUGCAACUGAAGCAACAACAACAACAUCUUCAUCUAAACCUGUCAUUGAUCUAUGUGAUAUAAUGACUAAUGAAAAUUUGGUUUCAUUAUUAGCUAAUAAAGAUGUACAAGAAAAAUUACGUGCUCAUUUGCCUGAAGAUAAUACAAUACCAAAUACAGAAGAAGAGUUAAAAGAAUCAAUUCAGUCACCUCAAUUUCGACAAGUUGUUAGUGCAUUUAGUGUUGCUCUUCAAUCAGGUGAAUUAGGACCUGUUCUUAUUCAAUUUGGUUUACCAGAUGAUGCAAUAAAAGCAGCUAAUCAAGGUGAUUUACAAGCUUUUGCACAAGCACUAGAAAAACAUUAUAAAAAAUCUCAUGAAGAAAAAUCAUCUGACAAUACAAUGGAUACAAGUUAA
Messenger RNA from Rotaria sordida, 1230 nucleotides. The record is from the annotation of a GenBank genome assembly. Lineage: Eukaryota; Metazoa; Rotifera; Eurotatoria; Philodinida; Philodinidae.